UUCAUAGGGUUGCUUGCCUAUUGAUAAAUGAAGAAAAGUUAAAAAUUACUUAAAUAAAUAAUUUCAAAAUUAACAACUAAGGCUUCUGAACUCCAGAAUGGCCUCUCAGAAAACCAGCAUCUCCUGGUAGCUUCCUAUCACUCUUCUAUAUUGUCUCAAUUUACAUCAGAUUUAUCAGAUUGACCGUUAAUCCUAAACAGUUCGUAUUUCAAUUCAUUGAUGGCUGACGUCAACACAGCCACAGAUGAAGGGCUCUUGGGCAAAAAUAUAGUUUUCAGGAGGAGCACCAUGUUGAUGAACACAACAAAUGGUACCUACUAAGUUUCUAUACUGUGGUGUGUUUUUUUUUUCUUCUCGCAAUUGUUUUCCCCCACUAACAACAUUUUUGAAGUAUUCCUGGAAAUUAUUGUAUGACAUCACCGCAAGCCCCACACUUUAUUUUGCCAGGCUUUGUUUAACCUGGUGCCCCCUCCCUCCCUGCCCGCCCCCCUUCUUCCAGACCACGCCUCUUUGCAGGCGGAGUACAAAAGCGUCCAUCGUCCGACCCCCCUCACCAGUUGAACACCAGACCGGAGCGCAGGUAAAUCCAAAGGUUUCAGACUCGCAGCUUUAGCGGAUGAUGAGAUUACAACGCUCUGCCGUCACUUGCAUUAGUAUACAAUAUUCAUCCCGACAACGAGGACUUUGACGUUCGCCAUCAACCGAAACCAGAUUCGUCUUUAGGAUGCCUUUCCCUCCUAUAAACCUCCAUACCAGGAUCUCCUCUCCUGGAAGGGACCUGUUCCGGAGGAAGAAAGCCAAUUUAGUGCCUUCCCACUCUAUCUUUUCCAACAAAUCGGGAGAAGAGAUUGAAUCGGAUAAAGAAAAGAUGUCUAUGUCUUGGUCAUCCGCCAACUUGAGGAACUUGGGGAGAAAACCUCAACAACCGAAAACUAAACUCCCCGCGCAGAAGCCGGCCACCGGACCGGACACCGAGGUCAAAAGCUCGUGGCUGAGUUUACCCAAACCCCGGGACUCCUGCAACAGUGUGACGCGUUCGAGCUCCAUGGAGUCCACCACACACCGUGGAAGCAAGCAGUCCUCGCGGAGCUCCCUAGGGAAAGAUGAAGGAGAGAUUCAGUUUUCUCUGAGUCUCACACCCGAAGCCAUUCUUGUUAUUCAGAAGCGUAAUUUAGAAAAGCAAAUGAUGGCCAAACAGCAGAAGUGCUGUGCGUCGGCGGACUUCCGGCACAGGAGACUGUUCCCAUCUAAAAGGGCGCAGGGGGGCUCUAAGAGCAGCGCGCCUGUCGUCAAAUUGGAGGGCUCGGAGGAUAUCACCACCAUCGUCAAAAUCUCUCUGCUGAACGAUCAGUACAAGUACGACGACGUGGAGUACGAGGAGGAGGACGGGGACGUGGACGAGACGGUCCUGAGGAAAUGCAGAGAGUGGCUGAAAGGAGUGGAGAGUGCUGCCGCUUUCGGGAAAGUUGACAAACUUGCCUCUCUCCCGCACCUUAAAGGUUGUUGACGUCCGUCAUUACUGACCAGUCUUGUAUAGGAAAUCCAACUAAACGGAGUGGACGACAUUCCUGGGACGAUAAGGGGUUGCGAACCAGUACGCACGACGAAAGCCUUUCUUUGCACUGCGGGGACUUUACUUUGUAGGGAGACUUGUAGACCUGCUGAAUUAAGUACCUUAAAUUCAUAGUGACAGACUUCUGUUAUGUUCUUUGCACGUGGAUUUUGUUUUCGGUUGGGCACAUGUAGUUGGCAGAGGUUGGUGUCUGACGGAAUGUUGGUGCGCGCACCAGUGGCAUCCCUCGAGUCACAAACUAGGCUCCUUUGUGUCCUGCCGGGAACAAUAGCUGUCAACGGCAACAGGCUCUGCGCGCGCCUUCUGCCGGCAACAAGCUGUCCAUUUAACCUUUUCUCCCAUGAGAUACUGUUGUUUUAAUCUUAUGUGUAGAUUAUUGUUAUGUACAGUAUUUAUGAAUCGAACAAGGCCUUUUUGCAAAUGUUUGUUUUCUCAAUUUCUUGACAUUUUUAUGCUAUUUGUAUGAAGUAAAAUGAUUUAAAUCAACUUG
Messenger RNA from Osmerus eperlanus (European smelt), 2063 nucleotides. RefSeq names its product proline rich 18 (gene prr18). The transcript has a single exon. The coding region runs from base 725 to 1507 and encodes 260 amino acids. The record is from RefSeq and is a predicted model, not a curated record. Lineage: Eukaryota; Metazoa; Chordata; Actinopteri; Osmeriformes; Osmeridae.